UGCGCGUCCAUUUUCUAUCUUUUUAUAACUGACUGAUAGAAAUCUUUAAGGCGCAACUUAUCUUCCCUAAAUCGGUCUUCUUUUCAUUUGCCAGGAUGUUACUGUUUUCAAGCCUUCGUUGCCGUUUUUAUUUUCUUCUAUUUUCCCGUUUCUUCUGAUUGCAAAUUUAUUCGUUUUUAGCUCUUCUUGAGAGCUCUUUUCUUUCUGAGUAAUAAAAUGUGCACAAAUGCGAAAGGCGAAACAGCUCAUAUGAAAUUUCGCUUCCUUUUCCUUCAGGUAAAUUUAAAAUUGCCCUGUUCUCUCUGUAGAAUUCAAGCUAGAAUUGCAUUUUGUGCUUUCGAGCAUAGUAGAGUGAAAGCGAGUUAGCGCAAAUUAUAUUCAAAUACUAUGACAAACUGCUUAACAAAUAUAUCUGUAUAAAAUGAUGCGUUUUAAGAUUAACAGAAAAGUAGUCACACAGUUUUAAAAGAAUUAGAGAGCUAAAAGAAAAGCACUGCCUUUAGUUUUUGUUUUCAGGGAUUAUAAAAACAAUCUCUGUCCUAUCCAGCUGAUCGAAUUUAAAAUUUCGAUAAAAAAGUCAACAAUUUGUCACAGCAGUAAAGUUUGUGACGAAUUUUUCUCUUGGAGCAAUUGUUCAACAAUCUGACUGUGCCUUAAAAUUGGCCUCACUUCGAAUUAUUGAAAGAAACUUACAACAAAAAGGAUAAAAUUAUUCUUCACAAAUUUUCGAAAAGGCCUUUUUUCAGAGCACGGGAAUUGAGCUUAAAGUGCAGUGAGCAGAGCGGAGCGCUUGAAUAAUCGGCAUACGGAACGACGGCACGUCGCAUUGCUUGCACCGCGGAUUAACAUGUGGCUCUGCGCUGUUUAUUGAAGUGAGUAGUGCUUGCGGUGGCAGUACUGUAGUUGGUAUACAAAGAGAAUUUAACCGACAUUACGGCUCGUUGGAAGGAUAUGAAGUUAGAUUUGUAGAGAGAGAUAGAUAUUUAGCAAAGAACGCGUGUUAUAUUGUGCGCAGAAGGAUAGAGCGAACAGAGGCUGAGCUAGAAAGAAAGAGAAACAGCAUUGCGUUGCAUUUAUCAACAAACGGCUCCGCUCGCAUUAUUACAGCAAUGUUGUUGGCUUGGCUCUCGAUGGCUGUUCCUGUUGCGUUGUAAGUAAGUUCACUUGCUUUGCUGUUCUGUCCUAUCUUUUAUAUCUAGUUUGCUCUUUACCAAAGCAUAUAUAGCCACGUUUUACUGAAAAAGCAUUAUUUCAUAGCCAAGCCACGCAUUAAUUUACAAUACGCCGCACUAAGACUAUAUUCGCCGCGAUUGCGUUUAUUGUUGGUGCAUUACGCUGCCUGAGUUUCUCUUAUUUUGUUGUCGAGCGAUAAAAGCUAACUCUGCUUAUUCCAAUAUCUGUGUAAUAAUGAAAUUUUGAAGACAAUUUUACAUUCAUUACUUGAACCACGUGCGAUUGUCAUCGAGCUUCAAAGAUUACAAUAAAACAUACGGCAUACAGUUAUUCAUACUUGAACACAUGAUCGCCAUUGCUAACUUGUAAGAACCAUUACAUAAUUUUGCACUUGUCAAAAACGUAAAAUUCUAAACAAAGGGAUGGACUAGACAAGGCCAAUAAAGCAAUUUAUUUGUUCAGUUUUAGAUAUUGUUAUUAUUAAUGGUAAAUGACUUAAAUUACCUUUGGGAAGCUAAAUGGAUAUAAGAAGUUACCAGGCACGAGCACAAGCAGCUGCCGGAAAUUACCAGCCCACAAUUUCCUCGUCCGAGGGCCUAGGAAGGCAACAUAGUAUUUCGAACAAUUUGAUGACCGCAAAUAUGGCUCCCCAGUUUUCAACGACAAAUGUAAUGCAGCCUUAUCGACCGACUGCAGCCGUUGCGCCAUCUCAAGCUCAGCCAGUCGAAAUAUCCAGGCCUAACUAUUUUAAAGAAGGACCUGCAAGUAAUAUUGCUCAAGUUAAGCCCUAUCAAGUUACAGAAAACCGCAACGCGUUUCAAUCGUCCAUGUCGUUUCCGUAUGAUUACAGGCCAAACGACCCACGAGGUACUCCGCCAAAUCCUUCAAGUAUUUACAGUACUCCUCCACCAACAGGUGCUAUCUAUCCUCCAAAUUCUCAGAACAGGUCCAAAAUCAAUUCUACUGCCACUGGAUUUUUCUCGUCGCCUGGAAUGACAAAUGGUUAUGACCAGAGAAGUCAAAUCUAUAACGGCGAUCACAAGCCACAUAAUUCUUCAGAUCAUAUUAACGAUAAUUACCCAAGUAGAGAUUCCAUGACUCCGGAAUCAGAUCUAUCUAGACUUGAGAAGGAUACAGGACAAAAAGACAACACACCAUCUCCUAAACAAAACGGAGUAGCGUUUCAGAGUGAAAAUUUAAAUAGCUCCGAUGCAUCGCAGCAUACGUCUCCUUCCGACCCAUUCAACCCUAAAAAUCGUAUCAUGAUACCACCACCGAUGCCCAACGAGAAAGGUUAUAUUAAGCAAAACGACGCUAUGUUACCAAUUAACGCGCCAAAGACACCAUCGCCAUUAGUUAAUAAUGGCAUGAGAGCUCCUGGUUAUCCUCCGAACCCCCACCGAGCUUAUGGUCCUAGUCCUAUGAGAGCUUUACCACCUGGAAAACAUGGAGAUUACUCUUACGGUUUACCUACUUCUGGAAUGUUCAGUCCUCAGAUGCCUGCCAAUGGACCGAUGGGCAACGGAGUUCCUAGAAAACCAAUGGGACCUCCCCCUUCACCCAAUCAAUCUUACCAACAAAAUCGUGCUAAUUCAAAUAUCCAGAGUUACGGAGGUUAUCCUGUUAACGGAAGUUCAAGCCAGAACCCUCAAGGAGCUAUGACUGUUGUUGGUGGGCCGGGAGCCCAUCUGAAUUCCAGCAAUGCUACCCCGUCACCCACGUUGAACCAGCUGCUGACUAACACCCACCCAAGUCAAUAUAAACAACAGUCGGGAGGAGAGAGAAUGACUGCAAACGACCAACAGAAUAUCCCGGGCGGUGGUCAUCCAGGGGUAGGCCUGAACAUUGCACAACAACAACAAUCCUCAACUGCCAACAGUAUCAGCAGCGAAAACAGCAACGACAGCGAACAUCAACAACUGAACGAGUUUGGACAAGGUCAGAUGCCGGGAGACAUGGGGGGAUUCAUGCCAUCUCCAUCGCCCAGUGCCACUAGUGUAUCGUCACUGCAGGAAGAGGAGUCCAUCUCAAGCACACAUGCAAUGAAGACCCAACAGAUGAGCCCCCAGGUGAUCAACCAUCCGAAUGGUGGCAAUAGUCAAUCUAUGAUGCACUCAAACCUCCCCCCACCUCCUGCGAACUCUAUGCACGGACCCCCUCCUCCACAUCACAUGUAUCCACCACACCCACAUCACCACCCUGCAAUGAUAUCCCAAAUGCAAGGUCAGCAUGGCCAGAUGAUGCAUCAGACGAUGGGAACAGGUGGCGGCCAGUAUAACGGAACCGGGCCGCCUACGAUGAUGCAACAAACUACAGGCAUGCGAGCUCCCGCACCUCAAAUGCAACAAAACCAGGGAACUCAUAGCACCACAAACAACAGUUCAGGGUCGAGUGGUAAAGAUGAUGAGCGUAUAGAUCAUUUUCUGUACUCGCUACCGUUUGGACAAGAGCCAGGCAGAAAAGAGUUUUGCGACCGUCUAAUCAAAAUUCUGGAAACGAGAGGAUUAAUUCAAAGCAAAGUACCCUGCGUGGCAAAACUGCCAGUAGAUCUGUUUCGUCUCUACAAUCUCGUCAAAGAAAAGAGCGGAUUCGCCACUGUUUGCACACAAAAAUUGUGGAAAGACAUAGCAAACACUAUGGACCUGAAUAACUCACCGAUGGCAUCGUACAAUAUGAAGAAGCAUUACACGAAGUUUUUGUUGCCAUACGAGUGUCAGUAUGACCUGAAUGGCGCUGACCCAGCUGCCGUUCAAGCAGAGUGCGACGCACCGCCGCCGCGCAAAAGACCACCAAAGCAGAAGCCUCCGAAAGAAGAAGGUGGACGUGGUAAGAAGAGCAAAAGUUCUCAAAACAAUUCAAACAUCUCGAAUCCACCGGCACAAAAUCCUGGGCCUGAUGAUAUGAACGGACACACAAUAAAUGUGUGUGACCCAUUCUCGGACGAGUUUGCGAACAAUCAGAGGCCGGGUAGCAGGACUGGUGGGGUCCCGAAUGCUGUGCAACUAUCACCGCCCUCUGUACCACCUGGGUACUUUCCGAAGCCUCAGUUCCGCCAACCAUAUGAGGCUCAAAUUGGUGGUGGGCCAAGUUAUGUUAAAAGUUAUCCUGCACCUGAUAAUGCCCCUCCCAUUGGCACAGUGUCUCCAGGUGGAUACCCUGGAGCACCCAGUUUCAGACCAAGUUACAUUCCACCUCCCGGUCCCAUGGCCGUACCACCAGUGUCAGGGGCUCCGGCCUACAACCCACCGAUUCCUCCGACGCUCCAAGCGCCUCCUCCGAUGAUGUCACCUCCCCAAGCGGCCUCUCCAUAUCAACCGGGAGUAAAUCGAGUGCAGCCGCCAGAAACAGCAGCGGAUUCCGAAAACGGGUUCCCGCCUCCAGUCAGCGCCACUGUUCCAGCACCGUCUACAUUGCAACCCAGGAGGAAUUCAGCGUUUAAUAUGGCGUCUGAAACUGUGCCAUAUCCGUACCCUUCGUCCAGUGGACACAAAGAACCCAUGCCUCCGACUCCCAUACCGCCCAUCACUUCAUCCAGUGGAGCCAGUGUUAACAAUUUGAAGGAGACUGUGGAAGAGCAACCUUCAACGAGCCCUCAUACUAGCAUGAAAGUUUCCACAACUGCAACGGAAGUUGAAGAUACGAAACCCGUUGAAGAAAUUGAAAAAUCAAGCAAGAAGUCAACGUACGAGACUGAAUACUUUAUGGAGGAGAAAACUUCAUAUUGGAGAGAUUCCAUUGAUCAGAACGACUUCGAAUCUUCUUGCACUGAGGCAACAGAAGUUGUUUGCAAACCCAACACCCGAGUUCCGGCUAUUUAUGUCAACCAUGGAGACGCGAACAAAAUUCUGAUGAGUUUGAAGUCAGGCCUGAAGGUAGAAACCAAUUGGGCUCUUGAAACUCUUACGGUUAUUUUAUUCGACGAUGUUACGAUGCACCACCUAAACAUUGACUCUUUACCGGGGAUUAUUGACGUUCUAUUGGGAAAUCUGCAAAUAAACCUCGACAAACUUUCAACCAGACAUUUGAGUGAAAUCAAAGAAAGCAACUGCUCCACGUUACCAAAAAAUGAAAACUUCGAGAGUACGCCAAAGAAAUCCAACAUAGAAAUGAGCAAUGAAGCAUCUAAUCAAAAGCCCAAAAAUGGAAUCACUACUCCCGAUAUAAAGAUUAAUGAACGCAAGCGAAAGUACGAUAACUUAAUCGAAGUUGCAGAUGACGAUAUUCAGUUGGAUUCCUGUGAAGCAAAGAAACACAUUGAUGCUGUUACAGAAUCUUCAAGGAUAUCUAACCUUGAAAUGCUAUCUCGUUUGAAAGCUAUGAGCUUAACGAAAAGUGACCGAGAUGUGUCGUCCUACAACUGUCUACACGGAGAAAUUUUAGACUCGUUACGGCAACAGAGAAUACAUGUGAAUGGAAUCAAAGGAACUAGUGCAAAAUCAAAUCAACGGAGAGAACUGAAAUCUGCACACAUUGAAGAUUCUUUAAGUGAAAGUUGCGAAACAUUCCGAUGCGAGCAGCUCAUACAAGCUGACAUUGAAGAAAUUGAACAUGAAGCGCAAACAGUUCUCAGUAUAACGAAUAUCUUCAGAAGCUUUUCGUGUCAGCCCUCGAACGAAAAUAGAUUGGCUGGACAUUCCGAUCUUCUUAAUUUGUGCAGCCGCAUGAUCCAGUUUGCUCACUGGCAUCCACCGAAACAGACUUCGCGUCAAAAGAGGGAAGUGAAUUGGAAGAUGCUUCCAGAUGACUGGGAGUCAGUCUACCUGAACGGAAUCCGCGAAAACUGCAUUGUACUUCUAUCCAACAUUGCGUCCAAAAUUAACCUGGACAAUUUUGACGAAAAGUGUGUAUUUAGUCUAAUGGAUGCACUCACUCACUGGCUCGUGUGCAAAUCUUGCGUAAGCUCGGACCCAGUUCCUGGUGCUAUACACUCUACAAUCACUAUGAAGCGCUUGGCCCUAGAAACGCUUUGCAAAAUGUGUUUAGCAUACAACAAUACUGAUUACCUUUUAGCCACACCUCCCGCAAGUAGAAUAUCAGAACUAGUAGCUGUACUGUUAGACAUGGUUAGCGAUAGUAGCCAACCCGCAAUUAGAGAACUCGCUUUAGUCUUACUAACAUACCUGUCCAAGUCGGACAUAGGUGUCUGCCAUCUAUGCAACGCAUCCCACUUUGUUAACAAAGUGUUAGAGUACCUCAAAGAGUCGGUCAAUUUGAUAGCCAAGUCCGGUUUCAACACGAGGACUAGCAAUCCAACAUUCACAUCAUCAUCACCCUCGCUCAGCGGCCAACUAUUCGACCCUUCCGCCAACUUGUUCAUGGCACGCAGUUGUUCCAGUCUACUGCUGCGCAUUUCGCAAUUGAAUCCCAAAAUCCUGCUCCCAUAUCGCAAACAACUUCUCUUCCUCUCAACAUCGGAAGUGUUCGCCGCAGUUGACACGAGAGAAGUAUACGCAAACAUGGCCGACAUCCUGUUCGAACUCAACUCUUAAUGUCUUUCAUUAUUCGUGUAUUAUUCUACAUACUAGUUGAUGCAAAACAAAACUAGCAUAAAUCUUUAUUUCGUUUUUCUUCAAUUCAAUUUACAGCCUAUUCAUUUCUCAGCUUAAAUCUUUCAUAUUUUUGCAGCCUAAAUUUAAAUUGAAUAUAUUUAUUCAAUAAAUGUUUUAAGAA
Molecule: messenger RNA, 6843 nt
Organism: Symsagittifera roscoffensis
Lineage: Eukaryota; Metazoa; Xenacoelomorpha; Acoela; Convolutidae
Product: AT-rich interactive domain-containing protein 1B-like
Exons: 8
Coding region: 1692-6662 (1656 amino acids)
Biological process (GO): positive regulation of DNA-templated transcription; regulation of transcription by RNA polymerase II; chromatin remodeling
Cellular component (GO): brahma complex; SWI/SNF complex; nBAF complex
Molecular function (GO): nucleosome binding; DNA binding
Source: RefSeq, a predicted model, not a curated record